AUGCUUACCCCGGCGUCCUUUAGCAAAGUACCCGAGGCCGAGACUCCCAAAGCGAGCAAAACCAAGAAGAUCAGACGCGCACCUCGUCGUGUCCAGCACUCGAUUUCCAUCUCCACCGAGGCCCCGGUGAGCAGCCCAUCCGCUCGGAAAUCCCACUCCGUCUCCCCACCGAUGAUCGGUUGCUAUGCCGGCGGAAAAUCCAUUCCCCUCCCGCCCACCACGUGGAUUGAGGAAUUUUCCUCGGCCUCGUCCUCGACCUCCAACAACACCUCUGAUUCGGAGAAUUCUUCGCCCGAGCCCCAGCCUGCGUUCUUGACCCCGAAGACCUGCCGUCAGAGUGCACGAGCUGAGCUCUCCUCCUCCCCUGCCUCUCUUGGACGUCGCAUGUGCCCCCUGCAGCUGAUCUCCGAGAUCACCGCCGUCUCCAUUGGCAAU
Messenger RNA from Mesorhabditis spiculigera, 435 nucleotides. The record is from the annotation of a GenBank genome assembly. Lineage: Eukaryota; Metazoa; Nematoda; Chromadorea; Rhabditida; Rhabditidae.